UUUCAAGACCCUUAAAACCACAUCAUACUCCAAAAACCAAACACAUUUUUCAAUUAGAAAAAAAAACCAUUUCUCAAAAAAAAAAUGAGCAUGAGAAAGGGAGGACAAAACAAGAACAAGUUCUUGAGAAUAAUCUCAACACCUUUUAGAGCCUUAAACAAGUUCUACGUGAGAAGCAUCACCGGUUGCGUAUCUCGGACUUACUAUUCUUCCUCGUUCUCUGAUCCUUUCUCAAGAAGCUGUAGCUCCUCUUCGGCCGCCUUCUCCUCCUCCGCAUCUUCCCGGAGAAGCACAUAUUUUGGAAUUGACGAUGAUUACAGCGAGCUAGUGAGAGCUGCGUCGGUUAGGAGUUUAGGGCACAAGAAUGAGAUCGACAUGUUUAUACAAGAGAAGCUGCAAGAAGAGAAGCAGAAGAAACUGAAGCAAGGAGGCUUGCCGAAAAGCUCAAGCGUAGGGAUGGCGAGAAUAGAUGAAGAGGAAGAAGCAGAGGAAGGAUCUGUGAAUCCGAAGAAGACGAAAAAAGUAUCUGAUCUUCUGUAUCCUCGUAGCAAAUCAUAUGGCCCUAAAUUUUAGGUUUUUUCUUUUAAGUUUGUGGUUUUUUUUUUUGAUUUUUUUAAUUUUCUUUAUUUUAAUAAGUUGUGGAUUGAUUACAAUAUUGUUUUAGUUCGAUUCUGCAACAAGAAAUAAUAAUAUUAGAAGUCGAUAUCUUUGCCGAAAAAAAUAUAUUGGAAGUUGGUAUAAA
This is a messenger RNA of Raphanus sativus (radish), 742 nucleotides long. RefSeq lists its product as uncharacterized. The record is from RefSeq and is a predicted model, not a curated record. The coding region runs from base 85 to 573 and encodes 162 amino acids. NCBI's taxonomy places the organism in Eukaryota, Viridiplantae, Streptophyta, Magnoliopsida, Brassicales, Brassicaceae. The transcript has a single exon.